AUGGAUUCUCAACUUAUGGAGGCAAUAAGGAGCAACGAUGUAUCCACAUUCAUCAAUUUAGUUCGAGAAAACGAAGGAAUUCUUGAGCAAAAAUCAGUUUGCUUGAACACAGCCUUACACUAUGCAUCGAUGUUUGGACACAUUGACAUAGUCUCAGAAAUUAUCAAGUUAAGUCCUGACAUGAUUGCUGCUGAGAACAAAGACAUGGAGACUCCAUUUUAUGAAGCUUGUCGCCAAGGGAAUGUCAACGUAAUAAAGCUGCUAUUGGAAGCUAAUCCCAGUGCAGCUUUUAUGCUCAACUCUGAAAGGAAGAGUGCAUUCUUUGUGGCUUGCAGUCAUGGCCAUCUCGACGUGGUGAAUCUCCUGCUUACUCAACCUGGAUUGCUGGAUUUAGAGGAAGCUGGGCUUGACCUGACUUGUAUACAUGUAGCUGCAUCCAGAGGACACUCAGAUGUUAGAGAGAUACUAAACACGAACCCCAACUUUGCCAAAAAGAUGGACGAGAAAGGGAAUUCACCAUUGCACUAUGCUUGUAAGGGGGGCAACAACGAGAUAACCUGGAUGCUCCUUGAGCAUGAUCCGAAUCUUGCUCUUCAAUAUAACAACAAUGGUUACACACCCCUGCACUUAGCAGCAAUACAUGGUGAAAUUUCAGUCCUUGAAGAAUUUGCAUCAAAGGCUCCUGCAGCUUUUCAUUAUCUCACUAAAGAGGAAGAAACAAUCUUUCAUUUGGCUGUGAGAUAUGGCAAAUAUGAAGCUUUACUGUUCUUGGUACAUUCCUCUAAUGGUACAAAUAAUCUUCUUCAUUGUCAAGAUCGAUAUGGUAACACAGUUUUACAUCUUGCAGUCUCUAGAGGGCGUCAUCAGGUGAGAAAUUACCGAGUUCUUGAUCAGACAAAGGAGAGUGCAGAAACUGGGCAUCUUGGGGCCAUAUUGACAAGAGCUGGAGGAGAAAGAAGUAUUGAUAUGAUGACUUAUUCACCAGAAACAUUAUCUCCAGGGAAGAGUUAUGUUUUUGAAUCAGACAUGUCCAUCGCGAACGAAAAUGGUAUCUCUUCUUUGCCAGAGACGGCCUUCAAUCAGCAAAGGAGCCAGAGCAAGAACAGAAGGUCACCAUCCCAGAAGUACCAACGCCAAGAGAUAUUCAACAAUGAAGCAAGCAAUUUGCAAAAGCACAAAAGUCCCAGUAAAAAGAAUGCGGUAGAACUACCAAUAGACCUUUCCAAAAACUGCCAAUUCAAGCAGCAUAAGGUAUACAGAGAGGCACUACAGAAUGCCAGGAACACAAUCAUACUAGUUGCUAUUUUGAUUGCCACAGUCACGUUUGCAGCCGGAAUAAGCCCUCCCGGUGGUGUUUAUCAGGAAGGAUUGAUGAAAGGGAAGUCGAUGGUGGGCACAACAACAGCUUUCAAGGUGUUUUCAAUAAGCAAUAAUGUGGCAUUGUUCACAUCUCUGUCCAUAGUAGUUGUCCUUGUGAGUAUCAUCCCCUACAGAAGAAAACCUCAGAUGAGACUAUUGGUGGUUGCUCACAAGGCGGUGUGGGUGGCUGUGGCCUUUAUGGCAACAGGUUAUGUUGCAGCCACAUGGGUCAUCAUGCCUCACAGCGAGGGGACUGAUCUCUUGCUUGUGGCAACACUGUCUUUAAGCGGUGCAACCCUGGGAGUCAUUUUUAUUGGUCUUGUUGUUCUGCUAAUUGAUCACAGGGUCAGGAAAGUGAAGUGGAGAAAACUCAGAACUGGAAGGUGGGGAUUUGCUGACGCAGAAUUGGAAAGCCAGAAUUCUGAUGUUGAAAGCUCAUACCAACAAGGAUAUCACUCAUACUGAAUGGUUUUUCACCAAUUACCAUUCAAAAAAGUUUAUGAUCAAUGCAUUGUUUAAAGGAGAUUUUAAUUGGUUA
Molecule: messenger RNA, 1897 nt
Organism: Ziziphus jujuba (common jujube)
Lineage: Eukaryota; Viridiplantae; Streptophyta; Magnoliopsida; Rosales; Rhamnaceae
Product: ankyrin repeat-containing protein At5g02620-like
Exons: 3
Coding region: 1-1824 (607 amino acids)
Cellular component (GO): plasma membrane
Molecular function (GO): protein phosphatase 1 binding; protein phosphatase regulator activity
Source: RefSeq, a predicted model, not a curated record